UCUUUUUUCCCCGCCCCAGAGAAACACUUGGUCCUCCUUCGAGAUGGCAGAACGCUGAUUGGAUAUUUACGCAGCAUUGAUCAGUUUGCAAAUUUGGUUUUACACCAAACAGUGGAGCGCAUUCAUGUGGGAAAAAAAUAUGGUGACAUCCCUCGUGGCAUCUUCGUAGUGAGAGGCGAGAAUGUUGUACUCCUGGGAGAAAUUGAUCUAGAAAAAGAAAGUGACACCCCUUUGCAGCAAGUAUCAAUAGAGGAGAUCUUGGAAGUUCAACGGGUAGAGCAGCAAGCUAAGCAAGAAUCAGAGAAGUUAAAAAUGCAAGCGCUGAAGGAGCGAGGCCUCUCCAUCCCAAGGGCUGAUACGCUAGAUGAAUACUAAGUGUUCGCUUGAACUGUCUCCCCAAAUUGAAGAUAUUGCGUACUGAAGUGCCCAAGUGAUGGACAACUGUUUUUUUUUUAUUAUUAUUGUUAUUUUGGAUUUUUCCCCCAAGCGCAGAAAACAGUCUAAUCAUCAUGACGUACACUGUCGUUCCUCCUGUUUCGCAAAAUCAUUAUUUCUGAAGACAUCAGGAAUGCUGAUAUUUUCAUAUAAUCCAGCAUGAUCGGGCAUCUGUAAAAGAGAAUGCUGGUUUAGGACAACAUUUCUUUUAUCUUUUUUUUUUUUUUUAUACAGUGAUGACUUCUGGAAGAAGUGGGGAAGUAACACACUCUAACCUGUAAAUAAAAAGUGAUUCUGAGCACUGCUAUGGCCAAGGCGGAAGCUCUACUGAGAA
This is a messenger RNA of Python bivittatus (Burmese python), 769 nucleotides long. The record is from RefSeq and is a predicted model, not a curated record. Lineage: Eukaryota; Metazoa; Chordata; Lepidosauria; Squamata; Pythonidae.